AUGGAGGACAGUUUCGAAGACGAUCGGCUGGCCUCAAUGACCACCGAUGACAUCACCAGGGCCUCUCGCCUCCUCGACAAUGAGAUCCGGAUCCUCAAGAUGAAUCCAGAAGAUGGGACUGAGGAAGAUGGUGUAAAUGUUGAUAUAGACUCGCAAAGAAAGGGAAAAUGUGUUGUUCUAAAAACUUCUACACGGCAAACUAUCUUCCUUCCUGUUGUUGGGUUAGUCGACCCUGAUAAGCUUAAACCUGGAGAUUUGGUUGGGGUUAACAAGGACAGCUACCUAAUCUUGGACACCCUUCCUUCGGAAUAUGACUCACGAGUAAAGGCAAUGGAGGUUGAUGAAAAGCCAACUGAUGAUUACAAUGAUAUUGGUGGCCUUGAGAAGUAG
This is a messenger RNA of Phoenix dactylifera (date palm), 390 nucleotides long. Lineage: Eukaryota; Viridiplantae; Streptophyta; Magnoliopsida; Arecales; Arecaceae. The record is from RefSeq and is a predicted model, not a curated record.